AUGUUUUACGGUUUAAUACAGUUAUCGUGGUUUGACGCCACCACCGCCGCUUUACCUUUUAUCACCGUCGCUUUAUUGCAAUUGUUGAAUGCGUUUUUAAUAGAUCGUCCAACGCGUAAAGUGCAGAAGGCGAGUGAGCUAACAACCGUCGCGAGUUUGUUAGCUGAAGAUGACACAACAAAAACAACAGCAGCAACCACAACAAAUGGCAAAGCGUCAGCAGCAAAUGGAGCGGAAAAUGGAAAAGUGCAAAAGCAAAAGAGUGAACAUUGUGAAGACUCUAUAACAAAUAUCCCUUCUGCGCCGGUGUGCUCAUUAUCGCCACCCUCAUCUGCACGUAAUUCCAUCAAUUUGUUACACAACAACAAUGGCAACAAUCAUCACAUCAUCAUUCCACAUACGCCCUGUCCGCCUGACAUACUCAGCGAUGAAUAUCACGAGGAUGAAGACACACUUUCGUUGGAAAAUCUCUUUCCCUGCGAUCAGAGUGAAAUUUAUGCUUCGAAGAAGAUCAGUUUCAUUAUUGAUGAAGUGAUACAAACCGAAGCGAAUUAUGUGAAUAAUCUGCGUAAGGGUUUAAAGAAUUAUGGGGAGCUGGGUGCGCGCACAGAUGCGCCCGAAGUGUUUAAGGGCGCUGAGAAUCGUCUAUGCUUACUCGGCAAUAUCGAACAGAUUUUGGAGUUGCACGAAAAACACAUUCUGCCGCUGAUGUUGCGCAAUCAACGGGAUUUGAAGUCAUUGUUCGAUGAGUUCGCUGUAUUUUUUGAUAAAAAUGAAUUCUAUUGCUAUGUGAUAUUUAUGAUGAACAAAAAGGCCUCGAUGCAGCUGCGGCAAGAGCAACGAGUUUGGUUGCAGAAUGUGCAAAAUGAAAUAAACGACAAAUUGGGCAUCGACAGUUUCCUUGUGCAGCCCAUACAAAGACUGACGCGAUAUCCUUUGCUGCUGCAGCAAUUCAUAUCAGAAUUUUAUAAGAGCGGCAUUAGCUGUAAGCCCGUACUGACGUCGGUUUGCAAGCUGGAGACGCGCAUGCGUCGUCUACUCGAUGUUGUCAAUCAGGCGGAGGAUGUGCCAACGAUAGACGAGAUAGCCGAGCUCAAUCUCGCCGCGCAAGGCUACUUCCGUCGCGCCACCGAUUUCGAGGCAUACCAUCAUCGUUCGCGCAAGAAAUACGCCGCCAAAGUGUUUCUAUUCGAUCGUUGUCUUAUCUGCACCGAAGUGCGUAAGCGUCGGCUGGCCUAUCGUCAUCGCUACGAAUGGUCCACGCUGGAGUUGCAAUUGAACGGCAGUAAAAGUAUCACAAUUGCAUUGCGUAAGCACGACGCAGCGCCGAAGCUGGAGUACGAGCUCACGGCGCAGGAGGCGAGCACAGUGACGCAGUGGCUGCGUUGCGCGCGUAAAAUUAUCGAAAUCGAACGUGUGGAGGCGGCGAUGCGGGGGAAAUUUAUGCUGCCCAUGGAUUUGGUGCUGAUGGUUGGCGCGGCGAUUUGGCUGAUAUGGAAUUAUCUGUAAUUGGCCGUAUGCGCAUGUGUGGGUGUGUGUUACUGCCGUCUAAUGCCUUUUUCUUAUUUUUGGAAUAUUAUGGGCGGGUCGAUAUAUUUAAGAUAUCGAAUUAUUUUUGGAUUUUAUUUUAUCUUAAAAAUUUAGUUUUAAU
Molecule: messenger RNA, 1651 nt
Organism: Ceratitis capitata (Mediterranean fruit fly)
Lineage: Eukaryota; Metazoa; Arthropoda; Insecta; Diptera; Tephritidae
Product: rho guanine nucleotide exchange factor 25
Exons: 7
Coding region: 1-1509 (502 amino acids)
Biological process (GO): axon guidance
Cellular component (GO): cytoplasm
Molecular function (GO): guanyl-nucleotide exchange factor activity
Source: RefSeq, a predicted model, not a curated record